AUGGAACACCGGAUGGAUACAGAGAGGUUGGUAGAUGGGAAUUCUGCUGUUUAUCUUCGUGGCUUAGUGACAGAUUUCAAGAUUGAAGAGACGUUUAGGAAUGUUUACACAGAUGCAAAAUUCGUGGAAGUACAACGAGAGUGCAAAAGGUUGAUGUACUGUAAUUGUAGCAGCAUUAAUAAAGAGCUUGGAGAGGGGUGCUAUGAGCACAUAAUUAAGGACAUAGUUUGUGUUUAUAGUGAUUUUGACAAGAAGGAAAAGCCUAUAAACAGGUGGAUAUUUUACCAGGUUUUGUAUUGUGCAAAAACUAAAGAAGUUGAGUGUGAAUGCAAGAUGUUCGAAUGUAGUGGGAUUCUUUGCAGGCAUUGCAUCAAUGCUCUUGAAGUGCAACAGAUAUCUGACGUGCCUAAGAAGUACAUCUUGGAUAGGUGGCGUAAAUAUAUUUACCGUAAGCAUAGUAGAGUGAAGGUUACGUACCAUGAUAUUUCUAAGACUACAGAAGUACUUCGUUACGACAAGAUGAUGAUUGCAUUUUAG
Messenger RNA from Chenopodium quinoa (quinoa), 537 nucleotides. Its product is annotated as protein FAR1-RELATED SEQUENCE 7-like. The transcript has a single exon. Gene Ontology annotation, biological process: regulation of DNA-templated transcription. The record is from RefSeq and is a predicted model, not a curated record. Gene Ontology annotation, molecular function: zinc ion binding. Bases 1 to 537 code for a protein of 178 amino acids. Lineage: Eukaryota; Viridiplantae; Streptophyta; Magnoliopsida; Caryophyllales; Amaranthaceae.